Molecule: messenger RNA, 5762 nt
Organism: Pristis pectinata (smalltooth sawfish)
Lineage: Eukaryota; Metazoa; Chordata; Chondrichthyes; Rhinopristiformes; Pristidae
Gene: ext2
Product: exostosin glycosyltransferase 2
Exons: 15
Coding region: 173-2329 (718 amino acids)
Cellular component (GO): membrane
Molecular function (GO): glycosyltransferase activity
Source: RefSeq, a predicted model, not a curated record
CCUGCCUGGAGAUGGAGCUUCGGGUUUAACAUCGAGGGCUGCGCCUUCACUCCAGCCUUUACAUCCUAUUACAGUUCUUCUCUUCACACUUUCCUAUCACCUCUUUGACUCAAAUUGUAUAAACGAAUUACGUCCUUUGUCAGUUUGGAACCCAUUGGAAGGCAAUAACAUUAUGUAUGCUUCAACCAAGUACAGCAGUCGGGGCCCAACCCUUAUUCCCAGGAUGAAAACCAAGCAUCGAAUUUAUUACGUAGCACUUUUCUCCAUUGUGCUACUUGGACUUAUCGCCACAGGAGUGUUUCAGUUCUGGCCAAAUACAAUAGAAGCUACCAGUGAAUGGACAGUUGAAAAGCGCAGCAUCCAUGAUGUUCCUGAAGUCAAAUUAACUGAAGACAAUCCUAUUCCUGAACGAGGGGACUUGAGCUGUAGAAUGCACACUUGUUUUGAUGUAUACCGUUGUGGGUAUAAUCCUAAGAACAAAAUAAAAGUCUAUAUCUAUCCAUUGAAAAAAUAUGUUGAUGAGUAUGGUACCGUGGUCAGCAACACCAUUUCCAAAGAAUAUAAUGAAUUAUUGACUGCAAUUUCUGAAAGUGACUUCUAUACAGAUGAUCUCAGUAGGGCAUGUUUGUUUAUUCCAUCGAUUGAUGUGCUUAAUCAGAAUAACCUCAGGAUAAAGGAAACCGCACAGGCCUUGGCCCAGCUAGUCAGAUGGGAUAGAGGGACAAACCACUUGCUGUUUAACAUGCUUCCUGGAGGCCCUCCUGAUUAUAAUACUGCACUGGACGUUCCGCGUGGCAGGGCCCUCCUUGCCGGUGGAGGUUUUUCCACAUGGACCUAUCGACAAGGUUAUGAUGUUAGUAUUCCAGUUUAUAGUCCCUUGUCAGCAGAUGUCAAUCUACCAGAGAAGAUGCCUGGUUACCGGAUGUAUUUUAUCUUGUCGGCACAAACUGCUAUCCAUUCAGAAUACCGUUCUGAACUGGAGGCAAUAGAAGCAGAACACAGAGAUGCUCUCCUAAUCCUAGACAAAUGUACCAAUUUGUCAGAAGGUGUCUCUUCCACGUGGAAACGCUGCCAUAAAAAUCAGAUCUACAGUUACCCACAGAUUUUACAGGAGGCCACAUUUUGCAUCGUGCUGCGUGGAGCACGUCUUGGGCAAGCUAUCCUAAGUGAUGUCCUUCAAGCAGGUUGCAUUCCAGUAAUAAUUGGAGAUUCUUACAUCCUUCCAUUUUCAGAAGUGCUGGACUGGAAAAGAGCUUCUGUAGUCAUACCAGAAGACAAACUUUCUGAAUUGUACAGUAUUUUGAAGACUAUCCCUCAGCAGCAAAUUGAAGACAUGCAGAAGCGGGCAAGGUGGUUCUGGGAAGCUUACUUUAAAUCAAUGAAAGCCAUUGGACUUGCUACUUUGCAGAUCAUUAAUGACAGAAUCUAUCCUUACGCUGCCAGAUCUUAUGAGGAUUGGAAUGAUCCAACAACUGUGAAAGUGGUGAGUGUGAACAAUCCUCUCUUCCUCCCACUCAUUCCACCUCGAUCGCAAGGCUUCACCGCUGUUGUUCUCACCUUUGACCGUGUCGAGAGUUUAUUCAGAGUGAUCACUGAGAUUUCCAAAGUACCCAGCCUUUCCAAGUUGCUGGUUGUGUGGAACAAUCAGAAUAAGAGCCCCCCUGAAGAGUCAGCAUGGCCCAAGAUUGGAGUACCCCUCAAAGUUGUAAGGACUAAAGAAAACAAACUGAGUAAUAGAUUUUUUCCUUAUGAUGAAAUUGAAACUGAAGCUGUUCUAGCGAUUGAUGAUGAUAUCAUCAUGUUGACAUCAGAUGAAUUGCAGUUUGGUUAUGAGGUAUGGCGUGAGUUUCCUGACAGGCUGGUGGGGUACCCUGGUCGACUUCAUUUGUGGGACCAAGAGACAAGCAAAUGGAAGUACGAGUCAGAAUGGACAAAUGAGGUCUCAAUGGUAUUAACUGGAGCUGCUUUCUACCACAAGUAUUUUAAUUAUUUGUACACGUACAAGAUGCCAGGAGAUAUUAAAAAUUGGGUGGAUGAACACAUGAACUGUGAGGAUAUUGCUAUGAACUUCCUAGUAGCUAACAUGACUGGAAAGGCUCCGAUUAAGGUAACCCCACGUAAAAAGUUCAAGUGCCCGGAGUGCACUGCAAUUGAUGGACUGUCACUGGACCAGACCCAUAUGGUGGAACGGUCAGAAUGCAUCAAUAAAUUUGCAACUGUGUUUGGGAUCAUGCCACUGAAAGUGGUGGAGCAUCGAGCAGACCCUGUCUUGUACAAGGAUGACUUUCCUGAGAAGUUGAAGAGUUUCCCCAAUAUUGGCAGUUUAUAAAAUGCUGAUCAUCAAAAUCUUGGCUACAUUAACUGCACCUUUGCUACAUGACAAGAUGUUUCAAUAAGGUCUGACUGCUGUAUGUUUUGAAACCAGUUGAUCAGGAAUUCAAAGUUAUCUCCUGCUGUAUUAGCGUUUACAAACUAAUGAUAUGCAACUGCAGGUCAACAAUUGAUGUAUUUUUAAAAUGAUGGAUGUUAAUGAAUUUACAAUAGUUUUACAUGGCAGAAAAGGUUCUCUGUUUUUAAAUUAAAUAUGUAUUUUAUAUUUUGAUGACUAGCAAAGUACAAAAACUCAAGUUUCCUUGCAAUACGUUUUGAUUAUGCUGUUGCUUUUUCAUUAUCAUGACAUAAUAUUGCUGGUUCAGGCAUUAAAAGAUUUGUUGACUUAUGUUCUCAAACUAGCUUACUGACAAAUUCCACUUUUAACAUCAUUGCGGGCAUAACACUAGAUCCUUGCUGUGCCAUUGUAUCAAUGCUUGUCCUUGAAUAGUUAUUCCCAUUGUAUAGCUCAAAGUAAUACUUCAAAUGAACUUGCCCAAGUAGAAAUAUGACAUCACUUUAGGUUGGUCAUAUUUAACAUUGAAUCUAGAAUAGUCCCUUAUCUUUGAGUCCAUAUUUAAUUUGUAGUAUUUAAUCUACAAACUACGAUGCUAGAAGGAGCUGAUCUUGACAAGAAUGGCAGGGAGUGGGAUAGCUGGCAUUGGAGGUGGUGAUAUACUGAGCAGAACCUGUUGUGUACAAAGAUGACUUCCCAGAGAAGGUGAAGAGUUUCCCCAAUAUUAGCAGUUUACUGGGGUGUAAUGGGUGAACAGAGGGAAAGAGAACAUGCUCUUAAGAAUGAUGCUCAAGUAUUGGGUCCUUCCCUAAAUCACUAUCCAGAAAACCUUGUUGGAAUAUCCAGGCUUUUAGACUUUGAGUGAAGGAUAUGAUUUAUGCUUCCUGUUUUUUCAUUCCAUCCCACUAAAACAAUUUGGAUGCCCUUCUAGUGCUUACAUGUGUUGAUGAAUGUCUGCUGCCACUUCUGCAGUCAAAUUCUGACAUGAAUCAUUGCCUUGAGGUGAGGGCAAACAUCACCGGAAAAACUAAAAGCAAGUUUUGAACAAUGUUUAUACAGCAAAAGGUGCACUGAUAGUUAACAAGAUCUGAACCAAAAUCUUGUGAUUCUCUAGGUAAGGGUUAUGCCUGAUAGUUCCUAGCCAGAUGAAAAAGAGUUAGGAACUCACAGGAGUUCUAGGAAUCCCAUGUUAAGCGCAUCUCUUUGGCUACUGAUGUUAGUAAGUUGGGUGGUUUUGAAGUUGGCCAUUAGGCAAUUGCAUGAGAUCAUUGCAGAGUGAAUCCAGCAGCACACACAAAAACAUCGUAUAAGAGUUCAUGAUUUCUAUUGCAUUGUAUAUCCUUCAUCAAGUAAGGGAUUUAGCAAGUUCAAGAAUUCCAUUGAUUCAUCUUAUGUAAUCAUAUCUUCCUGAGAUAAUGCAGGCACCUAGCUGCUUUAAACUGGUGUAGCUUUUUGCACAUUUGUUAAAAUUCCUGUUUCCUUCCAAAGGGUUGUCUGUUGAACAACAGUCUGCUUAUAUAUUUUUUUAAUUGACGCUAGUUUUAGAUAUCAUUGAUAGAAACCAAGAAUGUUCAUGAUUUAUGGAGCCAUUUAUACUGAAAUAUUUUCCAACAGCUGCCUUAUUCCAUUUUAACACUACAAAAUCCAGCUAUUAAUUAUUUAAUCUCAGUGAUCCUUUUUGCGGUAGUUUCUAAGCUGUGAUCCAGCUAUUAAGGCAUGAGUUUUUUUUUUCCUUGGUUAUCACGUACUGUUAAGGCAUAAUAUGCUCCUUUCAAAAGAUAGGGUAAUCACAAUACUUUGCUUUCAAUUCAUUAAUCAUCGCCAAUGUCAGCAAUACCAUCAGUAAUGUGCAUUACAAGGGUCAAAAUGUAGAGUCCAACUGAUAUUUUGCAUACUAGCUGUGUAAAUGUUAUUCCUAGAUCAGUUAACUUCUGUUAGUGCGUGAUGCUAUCCCACUAUCAGUGAUUAGCAUUAAAGUGCCUACAUAAUGAGUUUAUAACGAUUAUAUUAUCUGACAACAAUUCAAGAGGAAUUUGUGGUAUCUGCUUAAAGUUACCAGUGAAUUUUAAAAGAUUUUGGUAAACCUUAAGCAGUUACAUCCUUUGCAGUAGAAAAAAAUACUUGUAUUUAUGAGUCUCCUUCCAUAGACACACAUCAAUGUACUCAAAAUACAGGAAUUAUUUUUGAACCACAGUGACAUAUCGGCAAACACAGCUGCCAUUUUGCACUACUUAACCUCCCAUGUGCUUUAGGUGGCACUAGUUGAAGGUGAAAUGUUGGCUAGGAGAUGCAAAUAUUUACAAAGUUGCUGACAUUGUUUACAGGUUUUGUGAUUACAAAACUAAUUCCACUUGCAGGAAUUUUGAACUAGUAUGGAAUUAGCUAUCCUAUUAAAAAGAGAUGACUAAAACUUUGCUGCAAAUUGCAUUGAUGAUGUAAACUCUGGCCUUAAGUUUUUUUAAAUGCCACAAAGGUUAAAAAUGUACAACAUUCUCCAUUUAGUACUAGAGUUGCUAAUUGAAAAAAAGUGCUUUUGAACUUAAUAGUAUAAGAAGUGGUACCACAUCUUCACAAUUAUAGGCUUUGACUCAAUCAAAUAGAAGGUAAAUGUACCACUGAUAACAUUUCUCUCUAUUUAAAAAACAUGGGAUACUACGUUUGGGUAGGGUGGUGGAGGAAAAAAAACUGUAGGCUUUUGUUAGUAGUAAACUAAAAUUGGUCUAUUGGCACUUCUUAUCUGAUCUAAUUUAUGAAGAAUUGAUUUAAUCCCACGUUCAAAUGGAAAUACUGAUGAGGUUACCAAUGUGGAAUGUACAACUGGACCUGCCACUUGCCAGGAAUGGCAAACUUAGGGGGGCUGUAGUAUGUUCUCCUGUUGCAAGUGAGAUGUGUCACAAAGGCAAAAAAACUUUGUCACGGGCAUUUCUCAUUCAAUAAUAAGAAUUAGAAGACUAUAAUCAAGAGAUUUGUUAGCUAUUUACACACAUGAGAUUAUAUAUUAAGUGUAUCUUCCUUUGAAAUUGAAUGCAUGUAUUAAGUAUGUGAACCUCAUGAAGUCCUAAAAUUAUACAUCAGAUCUCCAGAUAACCUAUAGAUCAUUCAUCGAUAUCAUUGUUUUUUUUUCUACAGUUGGUGUAGUCAUAAAUGACAAAAUUUAUUUCCAAUAUGGUCCCUUAUUGUUUGUGUUUGUACUUUAAUGCUUAUUUUUGUCAAAUGAGAUUGUAAUUUUAUUGGACCUUGUUACUUGUGACUCGUGCUUGUCUGUAAAAUAUAAAUUACUGGUGUCUAUCUCAUAAGCAAGCAGAACUGUCUGAUGUUGUUCUUUGGGUGAACAGCUGUGAGUCAUUUAAAUAAAUUAAUUUGCUAUUGCACUCUG